This is a messenger RNA of Rotaria sp. Silwood1, 805 nucleotides long. NCBI's taxonomy places the organism in Eukaryota, Metazoa, Rotifera, Eurotatoria, Philodinida, Philodinidae. The record is from the annotation of a GenBank genome assembly.
AUGAUUAGUCUUUUCCUUGAUAUUCUUGUAUUUCAUUCAUAUUUAGAUGAAACUCUUUUAUUUCAUAUAUUUAAAAAUCAAAUUUUAUCACUUGUUAUUCACGUGAAUCAAAAUGGUUAUAGAAGUGACAAAGAAGAAAUGAAUACAUUUAUAUUUACACAUAUCAUUACUAUGUUUAUCAAUUUAAAAUAUUUAAAUUUUGCUCCAUCUUCAAUUUCAUAUCAAGAAUUAUCAUUUUAUUAUUCACCUCCACAUAUUUUCUCGUCAAAUCUGUUAGAAUUGCAUGUCAGUUUGGGGAAUUACACUGAUUGUCUUUAUUUACUUGAUGGACGUUUCCAUCAACUUCAUACACUUCAUGUGAAUAUUGCUACCUUUAGUUCACAUUUAGAAAUUGAUAAUAGAGCAGCAGAAGGUCAAUGUCUUAUUUAUUCAUCUCCAUAUACAUUGAAAGAAUACAAUAUGAUAACCAAUAAUUUUCAAGGUGGAUUAUUUGAAUGUGUUCGUGAAAUAUCCUUAUUUGAUGAACAACCUUUUGAACAUGAAUUUUUUCUUCUUAUUGCUCAAUCAUUUCUAUUGAUCAAAAAAUUAACUUUAAAUAAUCAAAAACCACGAAAGAAUAAACAAUACACAAAAUCAAAAGAUGAUGAACAAGAUUUCUCAAUCAUUAAAUAUUCUCAUCUUAUUUAUCUUAAUCUAUAUGAAGCUCAUGAGGAUUAUAUCGAACUAUUCUUAGAUCAUACUAAAACAUAUUUACCAAGCAAUAUGGAUCUUGCUAUCGAUUAUGAACUACUAAAAAAAGCUACAC